AACUCCAUAACACUUCACUUCAAGAUUCUCUCCUCUUCUUCAGUUUAAACUAAAUUUCCCUCACCUCCCUUCUAAAAUUUCUCUAUCUGGGUUCUGUUUUAUUUUGUGUUCCAAAAAAAUGGUGAUAGCGGCUAAUUCGCCGUCGUCAUCUCCGGUGACGAUAUCUGUGUCAUCAGGAGGAGGAAUUAGAAGCAUGGGUUUAACAAGUCCGGUACCGAGAGCUUCUAUAUCUAACAACCUCCAUUCCCCGUUAAGUAACAGUAAGAACCGUACUUCUAGUGGCGGUAGAUACUGUUCAAUGUCUAAAGAUGACAACAAUACAGAAGAAAUCAACUCCGAUUUCGUCACUUACACAGUUCAUAUACCUCCCACGCCUGAUCACCAGCUUACCUCCGCCUCACAGUCCAGUCUAGAUAUCAAGAACGACGACGACGAGGACGACCCGGACCGCAGUUUUAUCUCUGACACCAUUUUCAGCGGCGGUGCUAAUCUAGUCACGCGUGGCCAUGUUAUAGACUGCUCGGUAGAGAUGACCAAGUCGUUAAAAUCUGGGGGUCUGUGUGGGAUGAAAGGUUGUGAUGAGAAAGCGUUUCAAGAAAAAUGUGAGUGUGGAUUCAAGAUUUGCAGAGAUUGUUACGUGGAUUGUAUGGGGGCUAAUGGACAGAGACAUUGUCCUGGUUGUAAAGAACCGUAUAAGGAUCUUGAUGAUGAGGAUUCCGACGAUGAAGCGGAACGGGAAGAGGAAGAUCAGGCGUUUCCUUUGCCUAAAUUGGAUAAGAGACUCUCACUUGUGAAGUCAAUUAAGGCUCUGAAUCAUCCUCCCGAGUUUGAUCAUACGAGGUGGUUGUUCGAGACUAAAGGAACCUAUGGCUAUGGUAAUGCUGUCUGGCCUAAAGACGGAUAUGGAGGCGGGUCGGGUGCUAACGGAUAUGAACCUCCUCCGGAUUUUGGAGAGAGAAGUCGAAGGCCUUUGACUCGGAAAGUUGGGGUUUCUGCUGCAAUUAUCAGUCCCUAUAGACUACUCAUUGCAAUUCGUUUGGUGGCCCUUGGAUUGUUUCUGACAUGGAGAAUUCGUCACCCGAAUCGCGACGCAAUGUGGUUAUGGGGGAUGUCUAUAACUUGUGAGGUUUGGUUUGCUUUAUCAUGGGUGCUUGAUCAGCUUCCUAAACUCUGCCCUGUAAACAGAGUGACUGACCUCUCUGUGUUAAAAGAGCGGUUCGAAUCCCCCAAUCUGCGAAACCCGAAAGGGAGAUCAGAUCUUCCAGGGAUUGAUGUGUUUGUUUCAACAGCAGAUCCGGAGAAAGAACCACCUCUUGUCACUGCAAAUACUAUUCUUUCCAUUCUUGCUGUUGAUUAUCCUGUCGAAAAGCUUGCUUGUUACUUAUCGGAUGAUGGUGGUUCUCUUUUGACAUUUGAAGCUCUAGCAGAGACUGCUAGCUUUGCAAGAAUUUGGGUUCCUUUCUGCAGAAAACAUGACAUUGCACCCAGGAAUCCUGAGGCGUAUUUCAGUCAGAAACGCAAUGUUCUGAAGAACAAAGUUAGGAUUGACUUUGUUAGAGAGAGGAGAAGAGUGAAGAGAGAAUAUGAUGAAUUUAAGGUGAGGGUUAAUUCAUUGCCUGAAUCAAUCCGGAGAAGAUCCGAUGCUUAUAACGCCCACGAAGAGCUUCGAGCUAAGAAGAAGCAUAUGGAAAUGGGAUCAGAUCCAUUAGAACCUCUCAUGGUAUCAAAGGCAACUUGGAUGUCGGACGGUUCUCAUUGGCCGGGGACUUGGACUUCAGGAGAGACCGACCACUCAAGAGGAGACCAUGCCGGUAUUAUUCAGGCAAUGCUAGCUCCACCAAAUGCAGAACCAGUUUUCGGAGCAGAAGCAGAUGGAGAGAACUUGACUGACACAACAGAAGUUGAUAUCAGACUGCCAAUGCUGGUCUACGUGUCUCGUGAGAAGCGGCCAGGUUAUGAUCACAAUAAGAAAGCUGGAGCUAUGAAUGCUCUUGUCAGAACCAGUGCAAUCAUGUCCAAUGGUCCAUUCAUACUAAAUCUUGACUGUGAUCACUACAUUUAUAAUUCUUUGGCUCUGAGAGAAGGAAUGUGUUUUAUGCUCGAUAGAGGCGGUGAUAGGAUCUGUUAUGUUCAGUUCCCACAAAGAUUUGAAGGAAUUGAUCCUAGUGAUCGGUAUGCUAAUCACAAUACAGUGUUCUUUGAUGUUAGCAUGAGAGCUCUUGAUGGAUUACAGGGUCCAAUGUAUGUAGGAACUGGCUGUAUUUUCCGCAGAACUGCGCUGUACGGGUUCAGUCCUCCUAGAACAACAGAACAUCUCGGGUGGUUUGGCAGAAGGAAAAAUAAGUUGCUCUUGAGGAAGCGUAAGGCGAUAAAGAAAAACGAGGAUGAAAUAGCCUUGCAAAUGACCGCUGAUCACAAUGAUGAUGAUGCAGAAAUCGAGUCAUUGUUGCUUCCUAAACGGUUUGGGAACUCAACUUCCCUGGCUGCGUCUAUUCCAAUUGCAGAAUACCAGGGGAGGUUGCUUCAAGAUGUACAAGGACGGGGUUAUCAUGGAAGACCUGCUGGCUCACUUGCUGUACCGAGGGAGCCUUUGGAUGCUGCAACUGUUGCUGAAGCAAUUAGCGUUAUCUCAUGCUUCUAUGAGGAUAAAACCGAGUGGGGUAAAAGAGUUGGUUGGAUUUACGGUUCUGUGACAGAAGAUGUGGUGACUGGUUAUCGUAUGCACAAUCGAGGAUGGAGAUCGAUCUAUUGCGUCACCAAAAGAGAUGCAUUUCGCGGCACAGCUCCAAUCAAUCUGACAGACAGGUUACAUCAAGUUCUUCGAUGGGCAACUGGCUCAGUAGAAAUAUUUUUCUCAAGAAACAACGCGUUAUUCGCCAGUCCUCGGAUGAAAUUCCUGCAGAGGGUUGCAUAUUUCAACGUUGGAAUGUACCCUUUCACCUCUAUGUUUCUCAUAGUCUAUUGCAUCCUACCAGCAGUAUCUCUAUUUACAGGCCAGUUCAUUGUCCAAUCUCUCAGUAUAACCUUCCUAGUAUUCUUAUUAGCCAUCACAAUCACUCUCUGCCUGCUCGCACUCCUCGAAAUCAAAUGGUCUGGAAUCACUCUCCACGAUUGGUGGCGAAACGAACAGUUUUGGCUAAUAGGUGGAACAAGUGCUCAUCCUGCAGCAGUGUUACAAGGGCUUCUCAAGGUUAUAGCAGGAGUUGAAAUUUCCUUCACAUUGACCUCGAAAUCUGCUACACCUGAAGAUGGAGAUGACGAGUUUGCUGAUCUGUACGUUGUAAAGUGGAGCUUCUUAAUGGUACCUCCGAUCACCAUAAUGAUGUUGAACAUGAUUGCAAUUGCAGUAGGAACUGCAAGGACUAUGUACAGUAGUUAUCCAGAGUGGAGCAAACUUGUUGGAGGAGUGUUUUUCAGCUUCUGGGUUCUGUCUCAUCUUUACCCGUUUGCGAAAGGGCUGAUGGGAAGAAGCGGGAGGGUUCCGACCAUCGUGUACGUAUGGUCCGGAUUGUUAUCCAUAAUCAUUUCAUUGCUAUGGGUCUACAUUAGUCCUCCUGCUGGAAAGGAAGACUACAUGAAGUUUCAUUUCCCUUGAUGUGUUGAGCAAUUAAGUAAUCUGUAGGAAAAUGCAACAGAUCCAAUUUGAAGCUACUCAGCUUCACAUCCUACUCUGUUAUUGUUAAAAGUGUAAUUCUUUAUGUACUUUAUAGUAUGUGUAAUUGCUGCUGAGGAGCUACCUCAAGCUUAUAUUUUUUCUAUCCAAACAUAUAUAUGUUUCUGCUGA
Messenger RNA from Mercurialis annua (annual mercury), 3784 nucleotides. RefSeq names its product cellulose synthase-like protein D5. Gene Ontology annotation, biological process: plant-type primary cell wall biogenesis; cellulose biosynthetic process. The coding region runs from base 119 to 3595 and encodes 1158 amino acids. Lineage: Eukaryota; Viridiplantae; Streptophyta; Magnoliopsida; Malpighiales; Euphorbiaceae. Gene Ontology annotation, cellular component: trans-Golgi network; plasma membrane. The record is from RefSeq and is a predicted model, not a curated record. Gene Ontology annotation, molecular function: mannan synthase activity; cellulose synthase (UDP-forming) activity. The transcript has 3 exons.